UACGAAUUGUGACUUGGUCAAACGAUGGCAAUUUCCAUUAACAAUCAGAAACUCUUCUCCACCAGCCAAAAAAUUGAAAUACCAUGGAAGAAGAGCCACAACCAGUUUUUAAAAUAGUUUCGUUAUCAAAAAGUCCAAAAACCAACAAAAAACGCGUCUGGAAAUCCUUGAAACAGAUUCUUCAAACGGAACGCAGUCUGAAAUGGCCUGAAGAAGCAGUCACCUAUUCAUCAUUGAAUCCACCGCCGUCUUUCAAACCUCCCAAGAAAUAUUCGGACAUCUCGGGUCUCAUCGCUUACUACACCGACCCUCAAACCAAACUGCAUUACCACAACUCUGAAGAAUAUCAAACGAUAAAAACCCUUCCAAGCGAUCUCACGGCAGGAUAUCUGGCACUUAGGGGGGCCACAAGCAUUGUCUGAUUAUUUACUAAGCAGCACACAAGUAGUUCUUAGGGAUUUUUAAUAAAAAAAUGAUGAAUUUUAAAACCAAAGUAGCUUGAAAAACGCCUCUUACACUAAUUAUAAUUUAAUGUCUUUACAUUCAAUAAAAAAUAAGAAAAGGAAAAAUAAAAAGGACCAAA
Molecule: messenger RNA, 583 nt
Organism: Culicoides brevitarsis
Lineage: Eukaryota; Metazoa; Arthropoda; Insecta; Diptera; Ceratopogonidae
Product: INO80 complex subunit C
Exons: 2
Coding region: 84-422 (112 amino acids)
Biological process (GO): chromatin remodeling
Cellular component (GO): Ino80 complex
Source: RefSeq, a predicted model, not a curated record